This is a messenger RNA of Tetrahymena thermophila SB210, 696 nucleotides long. Its product is annotated as SNF7 family protein. The record is from RefSeq and is a predicted model, not a curated record. The transcript has 3 exons. Lineage: Eukaryota; Ciliophora; Oligohymenophorea; Hymenostomatida; Tetrahymenidae. Gene Ontology annotation, biological process: vacuolar transport.
AUGCUCAAAAAACUUUUUGGAAGCAACAAUACCUCUAAAAAUUAAGAAAAUUCUUCUUCGUCUUCUUAUGCUGAGAAUAAAGCUCCAUAAGAUAAUCAGAUAGAGUGCGAAAGAGUUUUGUAUGAAAUAAAAAAUUAAGAAGAGGUUUUUGAUAAAAAGAUAUAUAAGUAUAAUCAAAAAAUUGAUAUGCUGAAAGAAACUCUUAAAGAAUAAGUUUAAAAGGGUUAAAAAAGGUAAGCUACUUUUAAACUGAUGGAAAUUAAACAAUUAGAAGCCUAUAUUGAUAGAGCAGAAAAUUAAAAAACUGUUUUUUUGAAGGUACGUCUAUAGCUAGAGAAUGGAUUAGAUACCUCUAAUACCUAAGCAAUUUUAUCUUAAGCAGCUAAUAUUUUGAAAAAGCAAGAAAAUGAUGUUGAUAAAAUAGUCGAUAUUAUUGAUGAUUUAAAAGCCUUAGAAUAAGAUUAAGAAUAAGCCAACUUAGCAAUGAAGGAAUAUUUGCCUGAUAUGGAUGAAUUUGAAGCUGAAUUUGAAAGAAUCUUAUAAGAAGAAGUAUAUAAUGAUAACAAAUAGGUAGACAAAAAAAUAAACUCUUUGAAUUAGUAAUAAAAUAAAAUCUCAUAAUAAAUCAAUUAGAAUAAAGUUUUGGAACAAGAUUAAGAAUUCCAAAAAUAACUUUAAGACUAGUUACUUUGCUGA